Sinocyclocheilus rhinocerous is the source of this 1376-nucleotide messenger RNA. RefSeq names its product gastrula zinc finger protein XlCGF8.2DB-like. Lineage: Eukaryota; Metazoa; Chordata; Actinopteri; Cypriniformes; Cyprinidae. The coding region runs from base 2 to 1207 and encodes 401 amino acids. Gene Ontology annotation, biological process: regulation of transcription by RNA polymerase II. The transcript has 2 exons. Gene Ontology annotation, cellular component: nucleus. Gene Ontology annotation, molecular function: DNA-binding transcription activator activity, RNA polymerase II-specific; RNA polymerase II cis-regulatory region sequence-specific DNA binding. The record is from RefSeq and is a predicted model, not a curated record.
GAUGGAAGAAGUGAUUGAAGCGGGGAAGAAACAUCAUGACAUCAAAACUGAUGAAACAUCCUUGAAUCCCUCGUUGCAAACAAGAGCCCAAAUAUGUUUCACUUGCCCUCAGUGUGGAGAGAGCUUCUCAUGCGAACAAAGUCUUAAUCUUCACAUGAAACUUCACAGUGGAAUGAAGCCGUACGCAUGUGAUCAGUGCGAGAAGACUUUCAGGCAAAAAGUAAACCUUGCCAAACACCGUAAAAUCCACACUGACGAGAAGCCACACACGUGUGAUCAGUGCGGGAAAAGUUUCACACGAAAACAGAUCCUUAAUGAUCACAUAAAAAUCCACACGGGAGAAAACCUGCACACCUGUGAUCAGUGCGAGAAGACUUUCAGGCAAAAAGCAAACCUUACCAAACACCGUAAAAUCCACACUGACGAGAAGCCACACACAUGUGAUCAGUGCGGGAAGAAGUUCAGAAAUAAAGGAAACCUUAAUGAUCACAUAAAAAUCCACACGGGAGCGAUGCCGUACGCGUGUGAUCAGUGCGGGAGGAAAUUCAGACAUAAAGGAAACCUUAAUACACACAUGAGAAUCCACGCAGGAGAGGAGCCCUGGAGUAAAACCACUGGAGAAAAACCGCACGCGUGCACUCAGUGUGGAAAUAAGUUCAGACAAAAACACCUCCUUGAUCAACACAUGAGAAUCCACACUGGAGAGAAGCCGCACUCGUGCGAUCACUGCGGGGAAAGUUUCACACGAAAACAAAUCCUUAAUGAUCACAUAAAAAUCCACACGGGAGAAAACCUGCACACCUGUGAACAGUGCGGGAAGAGUUUCAGAAAGUCAAGUGUUUUCAAAGUGCAUCUGCUCACUCAUUCUAGAGAAAGAAUUUAUAACUGUGACCAGUGCAGUAAAACAUUUUUUAGGCCGGAUGCCCUGAAGGACCACCUGAAAAUUCAUACACAGGAGAGGCCUUAUGUAUGUUCUUUGUGUGCAAAGAGCUUUAGGCAGCUGAAUGGUUUAAAAGUACACCAGAAAAGACACAGCGGUGUGAAGGAUCACAUUUGCUCGGAGUGUGGAAAGACUUUUUUUACACUCUAUGUACUGAAACAGCACCAGACAGUUCACACCGGAGAAAAACCUUACCAGUGUUCACACUGUGACAAGACGUUCAGUAUUUUAGGAAACCUGAAAAGACAUAAGAGUGUCCACACUUGAUAGAAGCCAUAUAUCACUGCCAGUCAUGUGAGAAGAGUUUCACGCAAUGAAGGCAUGUUUAGUUCAUAUUCUUGUUCAGAUCUUGUACUUUCAGGUGCGAUGCUGCGUCCUCAAUGAACUAUCUGACCAUUCUUUGCAUGUGUGUGUGUGUGUGCGUUGCUUCAGGAGA